This is a messenger RNA of Ipomoea nil (Japanese morning glory), 1112 nucleotides long. RefSeq lists its product as uncharacterized. NCBI's taxonomy places the organism in Eukaryota, Viridiplantae, Streptophyta, Magnoliopsida, Solanales, Convolvulaceae. The transcript has 10 exons. The record is from RefSeq and is a predicted model, not a curated record. The coding region runs from base 84 to 956 and encodes 290 amino acids. Gene Ontology annotation, molecular function: RNA-DNA hybrid ribonuclease activity; nucleic acid binding.
GUCGUCGGAUGUCGCAACACAUCGCUGUCAAAACUCGGGAGUCGGGAGUGGAGAGCUCAGAGCUUAGAAGUGAAGCUGGGUAGAUGUCAUUGUGGCUGAAGCAUCAAUCAAUGGGAGACGAAAAGGAUGCAUUUUAUGUCGUCCGUAAGGGCAACGUUAUUGGUAUCUACAAAAGCUUAAGUGAUCUCCAAGCCCUAAUUCGCUCUUCUGUUGGUGAACCUUCUAUAAGUGUAUAUAAAGGGUAUCACUUGGCUAAAGAAUCUGAAGAAUAUCUUACUUCUCAUGGGCUUAAGAAUGCAAUGUACUCCGUUGACAGCACUGAUGUUCGAGAUGAUCUCUUUGGCUUACUUGUACCCUGUCCUUUCCGGCAACCUGGUUCUUCCAAAGAUAAACCACUCAGCAAGGACUUUCAGGAGAAACGGGCACAGGAAAUGGCUGGAUCUCCUUUGUAUUCAACAGCUACUCAGCAAAAACCAGGAAAAUUAGAUAAUUUCCUUGAAGUCCCUCCAAUUUCUUCUUACUGUAGUUCCUGUAUUCUUGAGUUCGAUGGUGCUUCAAAGGGAAAUCCUGGACUUGCUGGUGCUGGGGCUGUGCUGCGUGCUGCAGAUGGAAGUAUGGUUUUCCGGUUGCGUGAAGGCGUGGGUGUUGCAACCAACAACGUUGCUGAAUACAGGGGUUUGAUCUUGGGAUUGAAGUAUGCUCUUGAGAAAGGGUUUAAACACAUACGAGCCCAAGGAGAUUCAAAGCUUGUCUGCAUGCAGACUCAAGGAAUCUGGAGAACCAAGAACCAGAACAUGGCCGAGCUGUCAAAGGUGGUCAGAGAAUACAAGGACCAAUUCACAUCUUUCCAGAUUAACCAUGUUGAAAGAGAAUACAACUCCGAAGCUGAUGCCCAGGCAAAUUUAGCUGUGUAUCUAAAAAAUGGGGAGUUUCAAGUGGACUGUGGCAUGAAGUAGCUGAAAGCAUAACCCUCAAACGAUGUCACGAUUUACGGAUUUGACUUGAGAAGUCUAGCAAUGUUGGACGUGACAUCCAAUACAUGAAAUGUAGAUAUACGAUGGUGUGUGUAUUAGGAUGCUUGUCUAUUUAUGCAAAAUUCCUUUUAAGCUCCA